Acipenser ruthenus (sterlet) is the source of this 2375-nucleotide messenger RNA. Its product is annotated as glutamate-rich protein 6-like. The record is from RefSeq and is a predicted model, not a curated record. Bases 212 to 2011 code for a protein of 599 amino acids. Lineage: Eukaryota; Metazoa; Chordata; Actinopteri; Acipenseriformes; Acipenseridae. The transcript is spliced from 14 exons.
CAAACACCAUAGAAAAGUUAGUAACUCAGUGUGCUGGGAAAAUCUUCUGACCAUUUGUCUGGCGAAAUAAACAAUAUUUGAACUACACAGCAUGGGGGUAAAAAUCUCUCCUGCCUUUUAGAAAUCAGAUGAAAAUAUCAGAACCAAAUCUGACCUGGUUUCUAUUGCACAUGGACCAUGCUUUGAAGGCAGAAUAAUCUAACUAAGGAAGAUGGAAGAUAAAGAAGAUAACAUUUUAAAAUCCCAGCCCGAAUAUCUAGAGACAGGUUUUAAGUCGAAUGUCUCUCAGGAGGAAGGUGAAAGGCCAAAAGCAAAAGGGUUUCCUAGAAUAUUCAGAGUCUUUACUAGAGAGGAGCCCUAUCCAUGUUUAGCAGAUUCCCAGCAAAGUGCUGGGAACCAAUCUAAUACAGAGCAGACUUGUACAGCUAAUGAAGGAUGUUUUGGAGUUUCCGUGACAUCCCAAACCGAGGAAAGCUGGCUGUCUGAACAAGUCCAGGAUGACAAUAAGGAGCUCACACAGAGUGCUUCCGAAGAGAUACAUUUUGAAGAUUCCUUGUCUUCAGAACUUGAUUCAAUUACUACCUACUUGGACCAAGAGCUAAAGGAAAUCAGCAUUUUUACUGAUAUACAGUGCAAUGAAGAUUUGCUGAAGCUUUUACAAGCCCCUCUGCUCUCGAAAAUUGGACCCCCCAUCAUACUGGCCUACAAACAAGAGUCGCGGGACAAAGCCACGGAUCCCAGAGAUGUGGUUCCUCAGGUACAGUCCGCAGAAAAUUCAAGCCUGUACGCAGAAUGUGAGUUCUGUGGUCAAAAACAGAAGCCGUUUCCAACAAGGGAUCAGAUUAAAAGAGGACGAGUCAACGAGCUCUUCUGUUGCCCAAAAUAUCAACUGCUGUACGACUUCUUAAUGAAAGAGCAGGAUAGCAUUCUGGGAAAGAAAGGGGAAGAGAAAAUCUCCAUUGACCCUCAUCCUCCACAUGGGAACCAGGAACAGCGAGACAGGGCAAAGGAGAGGGCUGCACAGAGAUUGCGAGAAAGGGAGAUGGCAAAGUACUACCAAAUAACAGACACGAAUCCCUCUGACACACCAGGCUACUCGAAACAGUUUAAAACAAUUAGCUAUCAGCUGUCGAGCUCUGCACCCAAGGAGGGAAGCUGGACUGUGACACCCAAAGCAGCAAUAGAAGAUAAACCUGAAAGCGAAGAUGAUGUUAAUGAUGAAGACUCAUACAUGCCUGCUGGUGAUUUUUUUGGAACACACAGCAAGGGCAAAAAAAUUCAGUUUACAGAAAAAUACUACGCCAAUGGAAAUAAGUUUUUGACCAUCUUCCCUGAUGGGACAGGACAAGUUCUUUAUCCCUCUGGAAACUUGGCAGUUCUCAUUAUCGAGAAUGAGCAAAAGGAGUUUACAUGCAUAGUGCAGGAAGAUCGAGCAACAACUCCAGCUAUCCAGGCUGUGUUCAACUCCAGUGGAAAAGGUACCUGCUAUCACCCCAAUGGAAUGGUUUGGUUAAAUAUGAAUAGACUUGGAGGACUGCAUUCAGAUGAAAAUGGGAAUAAAGUGAAGCAGUGGAAGUGGACUGAAAACCCAUCUUCCACCAGCUGUACUCCCUUUAAGCCAGUCUUUCUUUCCCUGUCCCAUAACGUUGGGGUCAGGAUUCUGGAACAAGAGAGAAUUUUUAUCUCCUUUUUGGCAAUGGGAAAACAAGCUAAAUUCAAUGUAGGGGCCAAAAUACAGAUAAAGGACACCAGCAAUCAGCCAUCAAUCAAGUCACAGCUAGCAAGAAAUGACCUUUUACUGCUUGCCAGCAGAAUAAAGAUUCAGACAACUUUCCACAAGCUGUACGCAUCCCUGAGUUUCCCUUCCAGCAAACACCUAGACAGAGCCAAGCCUCCUUUGUACCUGAUAUCACUGAGUAAAAAACUAGCAAGUCUGUGUGAGAAAAUUAAGUUGGAAAAAAAAGAAUGGAUGUUUAUCAAAGCUUCCAUAGAGAGCUGUUUAGAUGUAUAGUUUUCUUUAUGUAACUACUUAGGAAACAUAGAACAUAAUAUUGAUAUCCAUUUUGCGCAAUAUGAAAUAUGGUACAGAUGUGGCAAAUCAGUAAUAUUCAUUGUUAUAAAUGAAUUGUUAAAUGUACUUUAAUUUAUACUUCUUGUAUAUAUUAGGAUCACAAAUAGAAAUAUGACCCUAUUGGCUAGGGUUACAUAGUGGAUAAUUAAAAUGGUCUAACCCUAUCCUCAGACCAUAUGUAACCUUACAUUAAUCCAACAAGCUCAUGUUUCGGGUUAGGGUCCUGUAUGUUCCUGUAGGUUCCUUUUCUACGAGUUUUUUGGGUCACACGAUAACUUUAGAUGAUGUAUUGAAUAAAAAGAAA